Penicillium verhagenii is the source of this 627-nucleotide messenger RNA. Its product is annotated as mediator of RNA polymerase II transcription subunit 11. Gene Ontology annotation, biological process: regulation of transcription by RNA polymerase II. NCBI's taxonomy places the organism in Eukaryota, Fungi, Ascomycota, Eurotiomycetes, Eurotiales, Aspergillaceae. The record is from RefSeq and is a predicted model, not a curated record. The coding region runs from base 1 to 627 and encodes 208 amino acids. The transcript has a single exon. Gene Ontology annotation, molecular function: transcription coregulator activity. Gene Ontology annotation, cellular component: mediator complex.
AUGGAGUACCCAGUGCAGGCAGAAACCCAGACACAGACAUUUAGCUCUGCAGAUCGUAUCCGCCAGCUGAACGAUAUUGACAAGGUACAUUUGAGCUUCCCAGAGAUUCAAAACCCAUAUACUAACUCGAUUUUGCCAAAAACAAUACAGGAUGUGGCAAAGUUGAUUCACUCUGCUGGUCUUGCAAUCCAAGCUUUAACAAAUGCGAAGCCAGACUCGCCGUCGCCUGCCCAAGACGGCUCCCUCGAUUCACAUAAAACCCAGUUCAAGGAAGCCACUGCACAGUACUUUGCUCUCCUAUCCUCUAUCGAUGUGCGCCUUCGACGCCAGGUCUACGCUCUAGAUGAAGCUGCAGUUCUUGGGCCUGAGGUUAAUUCCCGCACAGGUGAUGCGACCGGGACGGGCGCAGGUGGUGGAACUGGGACUACUGCGGGAUCUGGUGCCGCUGCCAACCCUCUGGACAUCAGUUGGCUGAACAGCCGGAAGGACACAGUUGGGAAGGAUAAAGAGGCAGAACUGUGGGCAUCAGCUCGAGAGUUUGUUGAGAAAUUGGACCGCUCUUCGGUUUCAGCUUCGCAGAGCUCCGGCAAACGUGAUGAGGUUACCGAGGAGAUGCAGGUCGACUGA